AUGGCUGAAGUAGCUUUCGUUGCCUCGAUCAUCCAAGUUGCUGACAUUGGCAUCCGCCUCAGUCUACGGUUAUAUGCUUUUGGCGAGACAGUCGCGAGUGCCGAUCAAGCGAUCCUAGCAAUCUCCAAGGACGUUUCGCUGACCUCAUCCGUGCUGAAAGAGCUAGGCAAUACCUUUGAAGGAGAUAAAGAAAACGUGCGUUCACAGAAUGCAGUCGAGACAGCAGAAACGAUUGUACGGGAAUGUGCAAAAGUCUUCGAAGAGAUGGAUACAAUGCUACUAGCGAAAGUUCCCGGCCUCCAAUCAAUCUCUACAGACAGGAAGUUUCGAGCCAAGAACCUCUUGGAACGUUUGCGAUGGCCUACAAUCAAAGGAAAGAUUCAAUUGCUUAACAGUAAUUUAGAUCGCCUAAAGAGUACGCUCACUCUAAUGCUCAAUGUGAUAGUAUAUGCCCGACAAAUUUCUGAGAAGACUGAAGCGCCACAUACGAUUGCAGAACAACGCCAGCUCAUUGAAGAUUUGGUUGCCGUAAAUCAGGAUAGAAGCAUCAAACAUGAUCAAAUGAAACUCAUGGAAUGUGCUGACCACACAACGAUUGAUGAAGAAGGGUCGAUGGCCACCCAGAGAAAUUUUAGCCUUCCGCUGAAGUUUUAUAAACCUGGGCCUCUAGAAGCUGAGAGAAGAGGCUUUUUAGAGACUCUAAAUCUUGACAACGACAGCAUUAAGCCAGGAAAUCUUUGGGACAACGGAAUACGAGGCGUAGUAGAACAAUAUACUAGGCUUCGUAAAAAUUUGCUUGCCGAGAUUCGUUCGUCACGCUAUUCUAUCGAGGACGAUUCAAAAAUCCGGCUUAAAAGACAUAUCGACAUCGCUCACGAGAGCGAGCUCAGUCUCGUGCUGAAUGAUUCUUGGCCUCUUAUUUCUAGAAGAAGACUGAGCUCAGAUACCCCGGUUUCUCCUGCGGAACAAGGGACAUUCUCUCCCGAUUUGAAACCCGCGAAAUUUGAUCUCUCUUCGGGUUUACAGAGUACUCAGCACUCGCAAGCAGCCGGGCAAUUUACCGGCCCUUUUCUACAAUCAUAUCUAGUGGAAAAGGGAGAGGACGCGACCGGAAAGGCCGCAGUCAGCUUUUUGGAGAGCCAGACGCAGAAUAUAUCUAGCGAUGCCUCGCCUUAUAAGUCUGAUAUUCAAAAGACGGUUGAUCAAGACUAUUUGAUGAGCGAUUAUGGUAGUCACUCCGGCAGUCGCUCACCUUAUCGAUCCCGGAUGAGUGCCACCCAUGCGGGACAAAGCUUUCAGAAUGAAGUCCGCAGCCCACUCGAUCAAGAACCAGUCAUUCUUGAGCAGCCAAAGAAACCUCAGUGUUGGGACCACGUUUGCAACGGGCGCACCUUUUCGACCUUUAGUAACCUUCUUAGACACCAACGUGAGAAGUCGGGUUCUUCCUCUAAAUCGGUUUGUCCAAGAUGCGGUGCCGAAUUCACCAGCAAGAAGGCUCGUGAUGGGCAUAUGGCCCACGAUGAGUGCAAGGCAAGACAUAGGGCGCAGUUAGAGCACGGGCGAGAAGAGCCUUCGUCCUUCGAUACUAGUCAUCCAGCUACUUCAGGCCCGCACACUCUUAAAGAUACAUCUUUGCCUCCAAAUGGAGCUGGCAAAGUGACCGUAGAUACAACAUCUAUAGCAAUGCGUAGAGUUCAGAGAAGGAAGAGUACACAUGUUCGUGCCAAAUGCAGACCCCACUCAAGAUGGGACGCACAUCGACAAGAAUUUCCGUUUUCUCUAUGUCCACAAGCAACGAUGCCCGAUGAUCGCUCGCAAGAACCUGUAUCAACGGUUUCUUCCAAGCAGGGUGCAAGACAAGAGAAGACGCCUUCGGAUGGGGAAGGGGGAAAGCGACGUAAGCUAGGAAAACAAGCCAGUGCAAAGAAUCUUUCGUCCAUAGAUGGUGGCCUCUCGAAUGGUAGUAUGAAGGCCAAUGAGUUGUUGGCUACUUGGACGAAUUUGAAGAUGGUAUAG
This is a messenger RNA of Bacidia gigantensis, 2016 nucleotides long. RefSeq lists its product as uncharacterized. Gene Ontology annotation, biological process: regulation of DNA-templated transcription. The coding region runs from base 1 to 2016 and encodes 671 amino acids. NCBI's taxonomy places the organism in Eukaryota, Fungi, Ascomycota, Lecanoromycetes, Lecanorales, Ramalinaceae. The record is from RefSeq and is a predicted model, not a curated record. The transcript is spliced from 4 exons.